Messenger RNA from Schistosoma mattheei, 1305 nucleotides. Lineage: Eukaryota; Metazoa; Platyhelminthes; Trematoda; Strigeidida; Schistosomatidae. The record is from the annotation of a GenBank genome assembly.
CAGACACAAAAGCCAAGACUUUAUAUCUUAUUGAUAAGGUUGUUGAUUGACAAAUCUAGUUGAAGAUUUAGCUUCAUGGCGCGCGUUAUCUCAAAUGGCCGAGAUUUCAAAUCGCAAAGAUGUCAUCAGCUUUUACGAUGCGGCUGCACGCAAUGAUGAAAAUAAUUCCCAUAUCAAGAGGAGAGAAACUCGUAUAUUUUAUCUGAGGAACUUUAACAACUGGAUGAAAAGCGUUUUCAUCAGUAAGAGUCUUCAAAGCUUAGAUGUUCCCUCCAAUCGUGCUCGAAUAUUAGAUCUGUGCUGUGGUAAGGGUGGGGACCAGUUAAAGUGGUUACGCGGCGGUGUUCAACAUGUUACCUUUGUGGAUUUAUCCAAUGAAUCUAUUGAGGUUUGUCGUCAUCGGUAUGAACAACUGUGUAGAAAUAAACGGUCUGUUUUCACUGCAGACUUUUUCGUGGCGGACUGCUCAGAAGCUAUACUUCCACAAGUGCUUCCAUCUGGUGUCUUAUAUGAUCUAGUCAGUUGUCAGUUCGCACUUCACUAUGCUUUCGAGAGCAUAGCCCAGGCACGUAGAAUUUUGUCAAAUAUCAGCUCUCUGUUACAAGAAAACGGCUUUUUCAUUGCAACGAUCCCAAAUGCUUACGAACUUUGCGGAGAGCUACCGAAGCGUUAAACAAACAUGUACAAAAAACAAGUUUCGGAAUCUGAUAUUAAAGAAAUUAAGUUCGGAACCCCGUAUAUUCAGUCACAUUCCCAAAGCUUCAUUCUCAAUUAGUCGAAUAACAACCCAAACGAAAGAUGCGGUUGAACUGACAUUUCCUUUAUUUGGGGCAAAGUACAACUUUUCCUGGACGGAGUUGUGAAUUGCCCUGAAUUUGUAGUAUACCCACCGCUCUUGGAUAGAUUGGCAGCUGAUUACGGAUUGGUACCCGUUCAUGAACCUAUCUCUUUCGCUAAUAAUUUUUAUUCUACGUUACGCAGUCGUUCAAGCCCACAAGACCCAAAGGAUUUGCUCAAAAGAAUGGAGGCUUUAGAACCAUGGCAUAAAAGUAAUAACUAUCCUUGCUCAAAUGAUAACGAAUAUAUCCAUCUGAUAGAUCAUCAAAAUAGUUUGCGCAACAAUUCAUGCUCAUAUGGGACUCUUUCUAAAUCUGAUUGGGAAGUUACUUCUAUGUACUCUUUGGUGGCUUAUAAGAAAAAAACGAAUAAAGUCUGAGUCUAUGCAACCUCUCAUUUUCGACUGUUUUACUGUGGAUAUCUGUGUAUCUGUGAAACACUGCUGUCUGGAGCAAUGGUUGUACGUCC